This is a messenger RNA of Bursaphelenchus xylophilus (pine wood nematode), 2541 nucleotides long. Lineage: Eukaryota; Metazoa; Nematoda; Chromadorea; Rhabditida; Aphelenchoididae. The record is from the annotation of a GenBank genome assembly.
AUGUCUUCGACGAUGCUCUACCUCACCUAUUUGGUGGUUGAUGGCCGUCAUCCUUAUAUUGGAUUACUUUUCUUUGUACAGGAUGUGCGCUCCAAAGCCAGAUCGCAUUAACUCAUGAUACUCUCCAUGCCAAUGUAAAUCAAUGCCUGGCACAGACGGAGGACGGCGCGAUUAUCACGAAUUACUACCCGUACGGAGAUGUGAGGCAUAAUAUGCAGAAAUAUCAGUGCCUGCCGCGGAUAAGACUCAUCCAAUUUUGCACGGAAAUUGCGGCCAGACUGGCCUGCCUGGAGCAGCGCGGCAUCGUCCACGGACAUCUCAGACCCAAGAGCUGCUUAUUGGAUGAGAAUUUGGGGGUGAAAAUUGCAUCGCCGAGGGGCCCAAGUCAUCAUGCGCAGUCGAGGUACAGCGCACCGGAAGAAACUGUCUUGGUAAGAGUUUUGAGGCGGUUUUUUGGAAUGGUUGUGAUGAGUUUGGGUGAGAAAAGUAAGGUUUUAUUUAUACUCAUCGAAAACCCCUAAAUCGAGUAUUAAAAAAUUCAAAAAAUUACUACUGUACAGUACUAUUAUACACUAGGAAAAGGUAACAAUCAAAAAAAUGAAUGUCGUUUUCGAAAUCAGCGAUAUCGAUUAUCCUUAUUUAAACACUUGCAUCGAAGAAAAAUAAUACUUUUUGGUUUUCCAAUCGUCUUUUUUCCCCAAUCGUCCACCACCGGCAAUUUUUAUGCAGAUGCUUUUCUGGUGAGGUUCUCCGAUCUUCACAAGGGUCGUAAUAGUACGUAAAAUGUGUAUUUUGUGUGGCAGUUGCUUCUUUAUAUUCUUCGCAUGUUGUUUACACAAAAAGUCGAAUUUGAUAAGGCCUUUGUUAGCACGUGAUCCGGCCCGGCCACUGUAGUUUAUUACCACUGCAGAUAAGGUACGCUACACACGUUGUAGACAGUUUUGGGAGUAGAAAAGCGAGGCUUUUGCAUAUGUUGUUUAAUUUGUAUCAGCGAAAUGGAGGUGACGGACAUUCCGAGGUUUUUUGGGUGGAUUUUCUACUUGAUUUGGCAGAGUUUGUACAAUGAUUUGGUGCCAUAUGAGUGGAAGAAGAAGAAGGACUUGAGGGGAAAGGUAAAGCUGUCAUCUAUCCCGUUUUCUUUUUUGCCUAAAAAUCGGAUAAUUUUCAUAUAAAAAUUAAAAAAAGGUCGAUUAUUUUUCAAAAUCAUAUUUUUCGUACAUAAAGUUUCGAAAAAACCCCUUUUUGACUUCAAAAUUAAACAGUAUUUUUAUUUUUAAAAUACGGACUCCAGUUUUGCGAGAUUUAGAAAGUACUUAUAACCGGUGGUGGAAAUGGAAUUGGUGCUGCAAUGGCUAAAAGAUUAGCUCAAGAAGGAUGUCAUAUCGCGCUUUGGGAUAUCAACGAAAAAGGGCUGGAAAAGACGAAAAAGGAGGUUGAGGAAUAUGGGGUUGAGGUAAGUUGCUCAAUAAAUAUCUCACGUUGUCGUAUGUUUGUCAUCUUUCUCAUAUUCGUAGUCUUUAUAUAACCAACGUGAUUUACUAUGCCUGCCGGCAAGGUCGGCAUGCCAAUGAUGUUUACUUCCCAAAAAAAUUUUUAGUUUUUAGCGGUUUCGGCUCGAAAAUAAUACCUCAAGACUUUGGGAAAACACAGAAAGUUCAAUUCAAGAUUUUUUGUGAAAUUCAGUCGGUUAAAAAUAGCGGGUCUCAGCUUCAGAAAGAUCUAUUUUUGCGUAAAAAUUCAUCUGCCUGCCAACCUUGCCGCCAGAUAUAAGUCAUUUUGGUUAUAUCUCAAAUUUGCUCGUUGACCUUUUUUGCCUACCUGAACUGUCCCAUAAAGUCAUAAUUUUUCAGGCCUAUAUACAAACUGUCGACAUCUCCAAAGAAGAGAACGUCAACAAAGCCGCUGAUGAGCUGAAACAAAACUUUGGUGACAUUGAUAUUCUCUACAACAAUGCCGGAUUAGUCAACAACAGCUAUUUUUUGGACACGAGCACCGCGGCCAUGGAGAGGCUUGUUUCCGUUAUGCUUCUUUCACACUUUUAUGUAAGUUGUGCUAAACCUUUUACGGCUCUUUAGACUGUAAAACAAUUUCUCCCCAAGAUGAUUGAACGCAAUGAAGGCCAUAUUGUGGCUACCUGCUCUGCUGCCAGCUAUAUUGGAGCGGCCGGUAAGUAAUAGAUUCAAAAGAAAAUCUAAUUCCCGUAUAGAAAUCGUAGACUACAGCGCCGUGAAAUUCGCCGUCCGCGGCUUCAUGGAAGCCCUCAGCAACCAAAUGUUAAUGCUUGGCCACGAUGGGAUUGAAUUCACUUCAAUUUCUCCAUGGUAUGUCAAGACCGCCCUUCUGGAAGGCCAACAACAUUUCAAUCAAGCUUUUCCGCCAGUGGAAUUGGACGAAGUCAUUGAAAGGAGUAUUCGAGCGAUCAAACUGAGCGAAAGAGAGGUGUUAUACCCGGCAAAACUGAAUGUCUGGGUGGCUAUUAAAGCCUGUUUCCCAUCGGCAGUGCAAAGGAGUAUCCUUGUCGGAAAAUUGUGCUGGUCUUAG